Molecule: messenger RNA, 414 nt
Organism: Dinoponera quadriceps
Lineage: Eukaryota; Metazoa; Arthropoda; Insecta; Hymenoptera; Formicidae
Gene: Tcs6
Product: EKC/KEOPS complex subunit LAGE3
Exons: 4
Coding region: 127-396 (89 amino acids)
Cellular component (GO): EKC/KEOPS complex
Source: RefSeq, a predicted model, not a curated record
AAUCAUUAUAACCUCCUUCGAUAAUUUUGAUUUUCACAAAUAUAUUGAUAAUGCUACACAGUUUCAUACAUUAGCGUGACAUCAGUAGAAAUUCAUUUUGAACAACUGGUGCCAUCGUAAAAUGCCAUGAACGAUCUUAAGGUAAAUCUAUCCGUGCCUUUCCCAAGUGCGAGGGAAGCAGAAGUAGCAUAUGAGGUGCUUCGAGUCGACGAGGAACCGUCUAGAAGUGCAGUGACCAAGAAGCUUACAUUAAAUAAUAAUAUCCUAGAAGUAUCAUUCAGUGGCAAAGAAGCACGGAAGGUACGUGUAGGACUUACAUCCUUCUUUGACAGUCUUUUACUAGUCACAGAAACCAUUCAACAAUUCGGCCCACCUGAACCAAUAUACAAUCACUAAUUAGCCAAUAGUCUUUUG